Messenger RNA from Aphanomyces invadans, 1073 nucleotides. RefSeq lists its product as hypothetical. The coding region runs from base 23 to 943 and encodes 306 amino acids. NCBI's taxonomy places the organism in Eukaryota, Oomycota, Saprolegniomycetes, Saprolegniales, Verrucalvaceae. The transcript is spliced from 2 exons. Gene Ontology annotation, cellular component: Rab-protein geranylgeranyltransferase complex; cytoplasm. Gene Ontology annotation, biological process: protein geranylgeranylation. Gene Ontology annotation, molecular function: Rab geranylgeranyltransferase activity. The record is from RefSeq and is a predicted model, not a curated record.
UCCAAAUACAGUGUUCAAUACCAUGCACGGCAUCCGUAAGUCGGACAUCGCGAAGACACCGGAAGAGGAAAUCAAGAUUGCGGAGCAUGUCCGUAAGUACAAGGAAGUAUCUGCGCAGGUGAUGGUACUCAAGAAGGCACAGCAGUUUGAUGACCACGGACUCAAGCUGUCGGCGUUAGUAGUCGUACUGAAUCCCGAGUUCUGGAUCGUGUGGGCGUUCCGCCGUGACACCAUUCGCCAUCUCUUGAGGACUGAUGAUAGUCGCAAGAAGGAGCUUGCAGAAGCUGAGUGCAAAUUGACUAUGGAAGCGCUGAUGAAAAAUCCCAAGAGCUACUCUGCGUGGUUCCAGCGACAGUGGAUCGUGGACAACGGUAUGGCGGUUGUCGAGAAGGAGGUGCGUCUGUGCGAUGCGCUGUUGAACAAGGACGAGCGAAACUUCCAUUGCUGGAACUACCGACGGUAUCUGUCCAAGCUCAAGGCAUCCGGUGAAGAACACGCCAACGACGACCUGCUUGAGUUUUCCACGCGAAAGGUGGCGCAGAACUUCUCCAACUACUCGGCGUUGCAUCAACGUACGCUGUCUCUACCGACGCCGCUUCCUCUGGAUGUUCUCCUUGAGGAAGUUGAGAUGGUCAAGCAAGCCGUGUUCACCGAGCCCUAUGACCAAAGCAACUGGUUUUACUACCGUUGGCUCAUCAAAUCUAUCCCGAAUGACGCGGCCGUGUGGCAGAAUGAAAUCGAGUGGAUUGAACAACUGAUUCAGGAAGAGCCGAAGGCCAAGUUUGCAUGGGUAACACUUGCGCUGGUGUUGGAGACCAGCAGUAAGUGCGGCGGCUUUGAACGUGUCCACACUGCUCGAUGCCGUGACAUUUACACGGCGCUGAUCGACAUGGACUCUGACCACAAAAACUAUUACAUGGACCGGCUGCGUUUACUGCAGUAAACGAACUUGUAACAUUGGAAUUUGGUGGUUUACGUGACGUCUACGACGAUUUACUAUACAGAGCUUCGAUUUCCGCGACGAUGGCAUCUCCCAUGCCCUUGGUCCCGACUGUUUUUUCGGACCGAUUGGG